GGCCAGUACUGCGACAUCUGCACGGCUGCCAGCAGCAACAGGGCUCACCCCGUGAGCAAUGCCAUUGAUGGCACGGAGCGCUGGUGGCAGAGCCCACCAUUGUCCCGGGGCCUGGAGUACAACGAGGUCAACGUCACCCUGGACCUGGGCCAGGUUUUCCAUGUGGCCUACGUGCUCAUCAAGUUUGCCAAUUCCCCUCGGCCAGACCUCUGGGUGCUGGAGCGGUCCACAGACUUUGGCCAUACCUACCAGCCCUGGCAGUACUUUGCAUCCUCCAAGAGGGACUGCCUGGAACGGUUCGGGCCAAGGACGCUGGAGCGCAUCACGCAGGACGACGAUGUCAUCUGCAGCACGGAGUACUCGCGGAUCGUGCCUCUGGAGAACGGCGAGAUCGUGGUGUCCCUGGUGAACGGCCGCCCAGGUGCUAUGAACUUCUCCUACUCGCCGCUGCUGCGUGACUUCACCAAAGCCACCAACAUCCGCCUGCGCUUCCUGCGCACCAACACGCUGCUGGGCCACCUCAUGGGCAAGGCGCUGCGGGACCCCACGGUCACCCGCCGGUACUAUUACAGUAUCAAGGACAUCAGCAUCGGCGGCCGCUGUGUCUGCCACGGGCAUGCGGAUGUCUGUGAUGCCAAAGAUCCCACAGACCCCUUCAGGCUUCAGUGCGCCUGUCAACACAACACAUGUGGGGGCUCCUGUGACCGCUGCUGCCCCGGCUUCAACCAGCAGCCAUGGAGGCCAGCAACCACAGACAGUGCCAACGAAUGCCAGUCCUGCAACUGCUAUGGCCACGCCCACGACUGCUACUAUGACCCGGAGGUGGAUCAGCGCAAUGCCAGCCAGAAUCAGGACCAGGUCUACCAGGGCGGGGGCGUGUGCAUCGAUUGCCAGCAUCACACCACGGGCAUCAACUGUGAGCAGUGUCUGCCUGGCUUCUACCGUUCCCCAGACCACCCACUCGACUCACCCCAUGCCUGCCGCCGCUGCAGCUGUGAGUCGGACUUCACAGACGGGACGUGUGAGGACCUGACCGGCCGCUGCUACUGCCGACCAAACUUCACGGGGGCGCGAUGCGACGCGUGUGCUGAAGGCUUCACUGACUUCCCACACUGCUACCCGGUGCCUUCCUCCUCCCACAAUGACACCGGGGAGCAGGUGUUGCCUGCCGGACAUAUCGUGAACUGUGACUGUAGUGCUGCCGGGACCCAGGGCAAUGCCUGCCGGAAGGACCCGCAGGUGGGACACUGCGUGUGCAAACCCAACUUCCAGGGCACCCACUGUGAGCUCUGCGCCCCUGGCUUCUACGGCCCAGGCUGCCAGCCCUGCCAGUGCUCCAGCCCCGGCGUGGUGGACGGAACCUGUGACCGUGACUCGGGCCAGUGCAUGUGCCGGACAGGCUUCGAGGGGGCCGCGUGUGACCGCUGUGCCCCCGGCUACUUCCACUUCCCCCUCUGCCAGUUGUGUGGCUGCAGCCCCGUGGGGACCCUCCCUGAGGGUUGUGACGCCACUGGCCGCUGCCUGUGCCGGCCAGAGUUCAACGGCGCGCACUGUGACCGCUGCCGCCUGGGCUACCACGGCUAUCCCGAGUGCCACGCCUGCGCCUGUGACCCCCGGGGAUCCGUGGACCAGCUAUGUGGGGCAGGCGGGCUAUGUCGCUGCCAUCCUGGCUACGCGGGAGCCACCUGCCAGGAGUGCAGCCCCGGCUUCCACGGCUUCCCCGACUGUGCUCCCUGCCACUGCUCCCCCGAAGGUUCCCUGCACGCAGCCUGCGAUCCCCGCAGCGGGCAGUGCAGCUGCCGACCGCGAGUGACGGGACUGCGGUGCGACAUGUGUGUGCCCGGGGCAUAUGACUUCCCCUAUUGCGAAGCUGGCUCCUGCCAUCCUGCUGGCCUGGCCCCAGCUGACCGUGUCCCUCCCGAGGCACAGGCCCCCUGUAUGUGCCGGGCUCACGUGGAGGGGCCAAGCUGCGACCGCUGUAAACCUGGAUUCUGGGGGCUGAGUCCUAGCAACCCUGAGGGCUGUACCCGCUGCAACUGUGAUCCCAGGGGCACGCUGGGUGGGGCUUCCCAGUGCCAGCCGGGCAAUGGCCAGUGCUUCUGCAAGCCCCAUGUGUGUGGCCAGACCUGCGCGGCCUGCAAGGACGGCUUCUUCGGGCUGGACCAGGCUGACUACUUCGGCUGCCGUAGCUGCCGGUGUGAUGUUGGCGGAGCGCUGGGGCAGAGCUGUGAGCUGAGGACGGGUGCCUGCAUGUGCCGCCCCAACACCCAGGGCUCCACCUGCAGCGAGCCUGCUCAGGACCACUAUCUCCCUGACUUACACCACCUGCGCCUGGAGCUAGAGGAGGCGGCCACGCCUGAGGGCCAUGCUGUGCGCUUCGGCUUCAACCCCCUGGAGUUCGAGAACUUCAGCUGGAGGGGCUAUGCACAGAUGACACCCAUCCAGCCCAGGAUCGUGGCGAAGCUGAACCUGACCUCCCCUGACCUCUUCCGGCUCGUCUUCCGUUACGUCAACCGUGGGCCCACGAGUGUGAGCGGGCGGGUUUCCAUGCGAGAUGAGGGCAAAUUCACCACAUGUCCCAAUUGCACAGAGCAGAGCCAGCCCGUGGCCUUCCCACCUAGCACCGAGCCUGCCUUUGUCACUGUGCCCCAGAGGGGCCUGGGGGAGCCCUUCGUGCUGAACCCUGGUGCCUGGACCCUGCUCGUGGAGGCCGAGGGGGUGCUCCUGGACUAUGUGGUUCUGCUGCCUAGUGCCUACUAUGAGGCGGCCCUGCUGCAGCUGAGAGUGACCGAGCCCUGCACGUUCCAGCCAAACGCCCAGCGCUCUGGAGACAACUGCCUGCUCUACACCCACCUACCCCUGGACGGCUUCCCCUCCGCCGCUGGGCCCGAUGCCCUGUGUCGCCAUGACAACAGCCUACCCCGGCCCUGCCCCAUGGAGCAGCUCAGCCCUGCACACCCGCCGCUUGUUGUCUGCUGGGGCACUGAUGUGGACGUCCAGCUUCAGGUGGCAGUGCCUCAGCCAGGCCCCUAUGCCCUGGUGGUGGAGUAUGCCAACGAGGACGCCCGCCAGGAGGUGGAUGUGGCAGUGCACACCCCCCAGAGGGCCCCCCAGCAGGGGGUGCUCACACUUCACCCCUGCCCAUACAGCACCCUGUGCCGAGGCACUGCCCUGGAUGCCCAGCGCCACCUGGCCAUCUUCCACCUGGACACGGAGGCCAGCAUCCGGGUCACAGCCGAGCAGGCACGGUUCUUCCUGCACAGCGUCACCCUGGUACCCACGGACACCUUCAGCUCAGAGUUCGUGGAGCCCCGAGUCCACUGCAUCAGCAGUCAUGGUGCCUUUAGCCCCAGCAGUGCCGCCUGCCUGCCCUCCCGCUUCCCGAAGCCGCCCCAGCCCGUGCUCCUCAGAGACUGCCAGGUGCUGCCGCUGCCGCCCGGCCUCCCGCUGACCCGCUCACAGGAGCUGACACCGGGCGCACCCCCACCUGGGCCCCAGCCCCGCCCCCCCACUGCUGCGGACCCCGAUGCGGAGCCCACGCUGCUGCGCCACCCCCAGGGAACUGUGGUCUUCACCACCCAUGUGCCCGCCCUGGGCCGCUACGCCUUCCUGCUGCACUGCUACCAGCCCGCUCACCCGACCUUUGCUGUGGAGGUCCUCAUCAACGGGGGCCGCGUCUGGCAGGGCCACGCCAAUGCCAGCUUCUGCCCGCAUGGCUAUGGCUGCCGCACGCUGGUGGUGUGUGAGGGCCGGGCCAUCCUGGACGUGACUGACAGCGAACUCACUGUGACCGUGCGUGUGCCUGAGGGCCGGUGGCUCUGGCUGGAGUACGUACUGGUGGUCCCCGAGGAAGCCUAUAGCUCCAGCUACCUGCGGGAGGAGCCCCUGGACAAGUCCUACGACUUCAUCAGCCAGUGCGCCACCCACGGUUACCAGAUCAGCCCCUCCAGCUCAUCUGCCUUCUGCCGCAGCGCCGCCACCUCCCUCUCGCUCUUCUACAACAAUGGGGCUCGGCCGUGCGGCUGCCACGAGGUGGGCGCCAUGGGCCCCACAUGUGAGCCUUUUGGGGGCCAGUGUCCCUGCCGCGCCCACGUCAUCGGCCGCGACUGCUCCCGCUGUGCCACCGGCUACUGGGGCUUCCCCAAUUGCAGGCCCUGUGACUGCAGCGGCCGCCUCUGUGACGAGCUCACAGGCCAGUGCAUCUGCCCGCCGCGCACCAUCCCGCCAGACUGCCUUGUCUGCCAGCCCCAGACCUUUGGCUGCCAUCCCCUGGUGGGCUGUGAGGAGUGUAACUGCUCGGGGCCUGGUGUCCAGGAGCUCAUGGACCCUACCUGCGAUGUGGACAGUGGCCAGUGCAAGUGCAGACCCAACGUGGCCGGACGCCGCUGUGACACCUGUGCUCCCGGGUUCCACGGCUUCCCCAGCUGCCGCCCCUGUGACUGCCACAAGGCAGGCUCUGCGCCCGGCAUGUGUGACCCCCUCACAGGCCAGUGCUACUGCAAGGAGAACGUUCAGGGCCCGAGGUGUGACCAGUGCCGCCUGGGGACAUUCUCACUGGAUGCUGCCAGCCCCAAAGGCUGCACCCGCUGCUUCUGCUUCGGGGCCACUGACCGCUGCCGGAGCUCAACCUAUGCCCGUCGUGAGUUCGUGGACAUGGAGGGCUGGACGCUGCUGAGUGGUGACCGGCAGGUGGUACCCCACGAGCGGCAGGAGCCGCUGAUGCUUCGCGCAGACCUGCAGCGUGUGCCCGAGGCCAUCCCUGAGCUGUACUGGCAGGCCCCACCCUCCUACCUGGGGGACCGGGUGUCGUCCUAUGGUGGGACCCUCCGCUAUGAACUGCACUCGGAGACCCAGCGCGGGGACGUGUUCAACCCCAUGGAAAGCAGGCCAGAUGUGGUGCUACAGGGCAACCAGAUGAGCAUCACGUUCCUGGAGCCGGUGUACCCAGCGCCUGGCGACGUUCACCAUGGGGAGCUGCAGCUGGUGGAGGGGAACUUCCGACACAUGGAGACCCACAGCGCCGUGUCCCGCGAGGAGCUCAUGAUGGUGCUAGCUGGCCUGGAGCAGCUGCAUAUCCGUGCCCUCUUCUCACAGGCCUCCUUGGCCGUCUCCCUGCGCAGGGUGGCGCUGGAGGUGGCCAGUGAGAUGGGUGGGGGGCCUCCAGCCAGCAAUGUGGAGCUAUGCAUGUGCCCUGCCAACUACCGUGGGGACUCGUGCCAGGAGUGCGCCCCUGGCUAUUACCGGGACAUCAAAGGUCUCUUCCUGGGUCGCUGCAUCCCCUGUCAGUGCCACGGCCACUCAGACCGCUGCCUCCCUGGCUCAGGCGUCUGUGUGGGCUGCCAGCACAACACUGAGGGUGACCACUGUGAGCGCUGCCAGGCCGGCUUCGUGCGCACUGGGUCCGAGGACCCUGCAGCCCCCUGCAUCAGCUGCCCCUGCCCCCUGGCCGUGCCUUCCAACAACUUUGCGACAGGCUGCAUCCUGAGAGGGGGCCGCACCCAGUGUCUCUGCAAACCCGGCUACGCUGGGGCCUCUUGUGAGCGGUGUGCACCGGGCUUCUUUGGGAACCCCCUGGUGCUGGGCAGCUCGUGCCAGCCCUGUGACUGUAGCGGGAACGGUGACCCCAACAUGCUCUUCAGUGACUGCGACCCCCUAACAGGCGCCUGCCGCGGCUGCCUGCGCCACACCACCGGGCCCCGCUGCGAGAGCUGCGCCCCUGGCUUCUAUGGCAACGCCCUACUGCCCGGCAACUGCACCCGAUGUGACUGCUCCCCAUGCGGGACAGAGGCCUGUGACCCUCACAGUGGACGCUGCCUCUGCAAGGCAGGUGUGACUGGGCUGCGCUGUGACCGCUGUCAGGAAGGACACUUUGGCUUCGAGGGCUGCGAGGGCUGCCGCCCAUGCGCCUGUGGACCAGCCGCCGAGAGUUCCGAAUGCCACCCCCAAAGUGGGCAGUGCCACUGCCGGCCAGGGACGGGGGGACCCCAGUGUCGCGAGUGUGCCCCCGGCCACUGGGGGCUCCCCGAGCAGGGCUGCAGGCGCUGCCAGUGCCAGGGGGGCCACUGUGACCUGCACACGGGCCGCUGCACGUGCCCUCCUGGGCUCAGUGGGGAACGCUGUGAGACCUGCAGCCACCAGCACCAGGUGCCCGUGCCAGGAGGACCUGGGGGCCACGGUGUGCACUGUGAAGUGUGUGACCACUGUGUGGUCCUGCUCCUGGACGACCUGGAGCGGGCCGGCGCCCUCCUCCCUGCCAUCCGGGAGCAGCUGAGUGGCAUCAACGCCAGCUCUGUGGCCUGGGCCAGGCUGCACAGGCUGAACGCCUCCAUCACCGACCUGCAGAGCCAGCUCCGGAGCCCCCCGGGCCCCCAUUAUGAGACCACACAGCAGCUGGAGGCACUGGAACGACAGAUCUCAAGCCUUGGGCAGGACACUCAGCAUCUGGAUGGCCAGGCCACCAAAGCCCGAGCCCAGGCCAGCCACCUACUGGACAGCACCAAGGCCACGCUGGGCUGGGCACAGACGCUGCUGGCAGCCGUCCGGGCUGUGGACCUUGCCCUGAACGAGCUAGAGUCCCAGACGGACCGCCUGGCACCAGCCAAUGCCUCAAUCCCAUCGGGUGAGCAGCUGCGCCGGGUGCUGGCCGAAGUGGAGCGGCUGCUCCAGGAGAUGCGGGCACGUGACCUGGGGAUUCCACGAGCAGCCGCUGAGGCCGAGCUGGGGGAGGCC
Capra hircus (goat) is the source of this 6729-nucleotide messenger RNA. It is a transcript of the gene LAMA5, whose product is annotated as laminin subunit alpha 5. The record is from RefSeq and is a predicted model, not a curated record. Gene Ontology annotation, cellular component: basement membrane. Gene Ontology annotation, molecular function: signaling receptor binding. Gene Ontology annotation, biological process: regulation of cell adhesion; regulation of cell migration; axon guidance. NCBI's taxonomy places the organism in Eukaryota, Metazoa, Chordata, Mammalia, Artiodactyla, Bovidae.